UGCAGUAGUGAGAAGCACGCACAGUCCCCGGUGUCCGCGUGCGUGAGCGCGAGCGAGUGAACGCAUCAGCGCUGCUGAAGAAUGAGAGCGAUUCUAAAGAACGGAAGUGGAUCGACCAUUUUGAAACCCCGCACCGCUUUGCACAAUGGAUAAGGGCCAAACAAUAAAGCUCUUCGUAGGAAAUCUGGCCCUGGACACCACGCAAGAAGAACUGUCAGCCAUCUUUGAGGCGUACGGCCAGGUGGUUAGCUGCAGCGUCUUGAGACAGUUUGCUUUCGUACACCUGCAAGGAGAGGGUGCUGCUGAACGUGCCAUCCUGGAGCUCAAUGGACGAGAGUUCAAAGGACGUAACCUUGUGGUCGAGGAGUCCCGAGGACGCCCACUCCAUUCGACAAAGGUGUUUGUGGGUAAUCUGAGUAGUAUGUGCACUACAGAAGAUCUUCGGGAGCUCUUUCAGACCUUUGGGAAAGUUUUGGAGUGCGAUAAGGUGAAAGGUUAUGCCUUUGUGCACAUGGAGAACAAGGAGGAUGCACUGCAGGCAAUUGAGGCUUUGCAUGGGACCUCCUUCAAAGGACGACCGCUCUCUGUGGAGCUGUCCAAAGUUCAGCCAACUAAACAGACUCCAACUGGGAAAAUCCCAUGUGUUAGCUGUGGGAAACAGGGCCAUUAUGCAGGUGAAUGCCCCGCUGGUAAGCCCACGCUGGAGCAGUACCAGAGCCAAGCGGCCGUGUUAGCUGCUGCUGCUGCUGCAGCUGCCGGCCUUCCACUGCAGGUUCAACAGAGUGUCCACAACUCCAUAUACAACACCUCAUCUUUUGACCCCACGUAUGCUGCUUUGACUGGACUUACAGCUGCUGGAGCAAGGGGAGAGGGAGGAACUGCAGUGGCUCCAGCUGUUUAUGGAGCACUAGCUAGUCAAGUGUAUGGAACAGUUUCCAAUCAGCUCUACAGUGGGACAGUAGCAAACCAGGCACUCAACUCUGGUGCUGCUGCAGCUGCCGCACAGAUGUAUGGCUCUGUUAACCCAGCUCUCUAUGGGCAAGUGACAAGUGGUGCAGUUGCAGCCGCUGGUGCAUACGGUCCACAAGUUUACGCGCAUGCUUUAGCAAAUCCAGUGUUCCUAACUGCAGCGCACAGCAUGGAAGUACCCGGAGCUGCCGCUGGUGCUGUUAACCCAGCUUAUACAGUAGCCCCGGCUCUCUACAGCGCUACCCCAGCUUACGGGGCUUUUGGGGCAGCUGACUCAGCAGCUUUCUUUGAGGCAGCAAGGGCGCACUACUUUGCACAAGGCCAGCAAGUGCUAGCAGAACAGCAACAGGCUAGCUCAAAGUCUGGAGAAAGGGACAGGAGUCCGCUUAGAAGAUCUGCCCCACUGUUGCCUGACCCUAUUAUGAAACCAUUAAUGUACCAGAGGGCCAAGCGCAGAGCCUUAUUGCCUACACCUGCGGGUCGAGAGGAAGCCGCUGCACAGGAGGAUGACCCUCUAGCCAGAUACUACGCAGAAUACUACCAGCAGCUGCAGCAGUAUCCACAGUACCAGUACGCGUAUCCGUCUCCCAACCCUAUUGCAGCAAUGUCUGCACUGCAGACUCUGCCUGGUGUGCCUACUCAGCCAGUGGCAACGCUCGACUCCCUCAGGCCAGUGCCGCCCGCCGCCCCCGUGUCUGCCGCUGCCGCCAUCGCCAUGGCAACACCCCGCGUGUAUGAGCCACCGCCGAUUCCGCCGUCGCACAAGGAACCCCUCCUCCGCCGCCCCGAACUCGCCCUACACACCCCUGAAACACCCUUCCGAUAGUGUGCUCCACAUACUCUCUGCCUCUCCUUUCCUUGUGCUGUGUGUGUGUGUGUGUGUGUGUGUGUGUGUCAGAAAGAAACCACAGGUGUAUGUUUGUGAUGUGUGUGUGCUUGGGUUUAAGAAGGUGGCCGUGUCGGUUUUAACUACAGACUGGAGUUUCUAACCUUGGUUCUGAUCUCAAACACACCCAGUGCAGUCAGGGCUGAAAAGGGAAACUGCAUGCUCUCAUUCCUGCACACAUAAUCAAUAUUACAUUGCCUGUUUAAGGAAACUUUCAAUCUAUGACCAAGUAGUUUUCAAGUGUAGAUUAGGCACUUGCCAUGAUGCAUUUUAACUUUUAUAUUCCUAAGUGUUUGUAGUCUAUGAAUGAAUACUGGACUUAAUACUAAAUAUUGCUUGAUUAUAGUUAUAUAAACAGUUUGCGCAUCGAUACAGUUAUUAUGAAAUUAGAUUUCAAUGCAUUUAAUAAAUGUUUAAAUAAAUUGAAUGUAUGUAUGUUUACUCCAAAGGUGUGUGAAGUGUAGGACCAGGGUUGGACAGUAUUUUACGUCUUUGUUUGUUUCUUGUUUUUCUCUUGGACUGUGGUGUAGCGUGUAUGUUUUCCAUUGGUUGUCACGACAGGAACGCACAUGUGUACUCCUGCACAGGGAAGCAACCUCGAUCUACACGCACAUACUUACACCUCAAAUGGAAAAAAGUUUAGUGUUGACCUUUAACCUCACCCUUCCAUCCCUGUCCACCCAUCCUGAAAGCUGAAAGACACUGUGACUUCUCUCCCCUACACCUUUAAUGUAGCUACUUCCAUAGAUAUGGUGAUGUAUGGGAAACGACCAAUCAGAGGAAGGUGUAGCUAGUCAGCUUUUGCUGUAAUCUGUUUUAUAGGAGCGUCUCUAAACUCGCCAAUUUAACUGCCAUGAUGCAUUGUAGAAUCUGUUUUUGUAAAGUGUCUUUUUUAAUGCUAUCAUGUUUUUAUAAACAAUGAUAAGGGACUCAAGUAUCCAUUUAAAGAGAUAUACUACUUUUGAUUUUUUAUUUUUGUUUACAUCUGCAAGAGAGAAUGUGUUUUUCUUGUGGCUUACUCAAAGUGAUUGUUUAUAGCCAAAAUUCUCUCAUUUUUUUCUAGAAAAACAGCCAAAAUCAUUAGUGGCCUAUUAUUCUUAUGCCUUAUGUAUUACAUUUUUGCUACUUUUUUUCUUGUAGUCUUAUUAAGUGAAACUGGAUUGAGACUACACUAAAGUGCUGUAUAUUCUGUGGUACUGUGAUUUGGGAUUAAAUGAAUUGGGAGAUUCC
Carassius auratus (goldfish) is the source of this 3085-nucleotide messenger RNA. Its product is annotated as RNA-binding protein 14-like. The record is from RefSeq and is a predicted model, not a curated record. Gene Ontology annotation, molecular function: zinc ion binding; mRNA binding. Gene Ontology annotation, cellular component: nucleus. The transcript is spliced from 4 exons. NCBI's taxonomy places the organism in Eukaryota, Metazoa, Chordata, Actinopteri, Cypriniformes, Cyprinidae. The coding region runs from base 146 to 1795 and encodes 549 amino acids.